AUGGAGACGCGUCUCGAGGGCGUGGGAGGGGUUGUCUGGACUAGCAGGACCUGCGAAAGCGCGGGGGACGCAAGGGACGGCGUGGCUCGAGCUUUGGUCUUCCUCGACACUCCUCCUCUCCUCCCGACACUCUACCACUCACUACACUCUCUCUCGACACUUGCUGUUGUUCCAGUCCAAGUCGCUCUUUCCACCACCCACCACCACCCCGGCUUCGUCUUUCUCCCCCGUCUCGACUUCCCUUACCCCCCCUCCGACCCUCCAUCCACCAUGUCCGGCGAGAUUGGAAUUGCCAACCUGCCUAACCAGAGGCACAAGAUCGUCAACCAGCGUGGUGCUCACUUCACCAUCAUGGUUGUCGGCGAGUCUGGCUUGGGAAAGACUACCCUCAUCAACACUCUUUUCGCUACCGAGAUCUGUGCUCCUCGCAACUACCGUCAGCGCUUCGCCAAGCAGCUCGACAAGACGACCGAGGUCGAGAUCCUCAAGGCUGACCUUGAGGAGCGUGGAUUCAACAUCAAGCUCACUGUCAUCGACACCCCCGGCUUUGGCGACUAUGUCAACAACCGCGACAGCUGGGUCCCUAUCGUGGAGUUUAUCGAUGACCAGCACGAGUCCUACAUGCGCCAGGAGCAGCAGCCCCUCCGUCGCGAGAAGCAGGACCUCCGUGUGCACGCCUGUCUCUACUUCAUCCGUCCCUCGGGCACGACGAUCAAGCCCCUCGACAUUGAGGUCAUGAAGCGUCUCGGCACUCGCGUCAACCUGAUCCCCGUCAUUGCCAAGGCGGACACGAUGACUCCGGAGGACCUGCUUGCGUUCAAGCAGCGCAUUCGUGAGGUUGUCCGCGCGCAGGGCAUCAAGGUUUACUCGCCCCCCAUCGACAACGAGGACGAGGCUGCCGCCGAGAACGGCCGCCUCAUGCAGGCGUGCAUGCCCUUCUCCGUCAUUGGCUCAAUCGAGGACGUCCCUACCAGCGACGGCCGUGUCGUCAAGGGCCGCCAGUACCUGUGGGGUGUUGCCGAGGUUGAGAACGAGGACCACUGCGACUUCAAGAAGCUCCGCUCGCUCCUGAUCCGCACGUACAUGCUCGACCUGAUCCGCUCAACGGAGGAGACCCACUACGAGUCGUACCGCCUGCAGCAGAUGGAGACGCGCAAGUUUGGCGAGCCCAAGGUCAAGAAGCUCGACAACCCCAAGUUCAAGGAGGAGGAGGAGGCGCUGCGCAAGCGCUUCACCGAGCAGGUCAAGCUCGAGGAGUCGCGCUUCCGCCAAUGGGAGCAGCACCUCAUCGCCGAGCGCGACAGGCUCAACAAGGACCUCGAGCAGGCCCACACGAGCAUCAAGGCGCUCGAGGCCGAGAUCGACAACAUGGCCGCGUACCACCGCCAGGGCGGCACUGUCCGUCGCUAG
Molecule: messenger RNA, 1410 nt
Organism: Trichosporon asahii var. asahii CBS 2479
Lineage: Eukaryota; Fungi; Basidiomycota; Tremellomycetes; Trichosporonales; Trichosporonaceae
Product: cytokinesis-related protein
Exons: 7
Coding region: 1-1410 (469 amino acids)
Biological process (GO): cytoskeleton-dependent cytokinesis
Cellular component (GO): septin complex; cell division site; septin ring
Molecular function (GO): GTPase activity; molecular adaptor activity; GTP binding
Source: RefSeq, a predicted model, not a curated record